UCCACGAGUCAGUCAAGUUUCGCAUGCCAGAGAAAGCAAUAUAUAGUCAACAGCUGUCACUAAACCUGUGGGCCACCUACGCCAUUCUAUUUCGGUCGCCUUCCACUCCGCCUGCUGCCUACCUUCCUUCCUUUCUUCCUUUCUCCACACUGUCAACCCUCCUCAGCCAAGCAACACAUCUCAACUUUCUUUUAGUUGCUUUCACUUUGCAACAAAUAUUUUGUAUUCGUGGUUUCCAUUUAGUUCCAAAACAACCCUUAACGUUUGGGCGGUGAACAUUUGGUGGUAAUUUGUGUACGGGACACUACUUCAAGUGUAUAAGUGCAUAGUCAUACUACCUGCACUUGCAAUAAACUGGAAUUCUAGGGUUUGCUGUUUAAAGUUGGUAUUUGCUUUCACCUAGUCCAAACAGUACCACGUCAGUGCAGUAUCGCGAAAUCUACUUACAGUUAGUUAAGCAUGACAAUGGGGUUCAAACGAAUUUUGUCGUCGUUGACACUGAACUACCUCGUUGCAACGUGGACCUGCAGUCUCAUCUGUUCGGGAGCUUCGACGCAGUUUCAAAAGGCUGAAGAGAAUGUUAAGGCUUUGCUGAAGGGACAGUUUGAUGAAAAGACUAUGGGAGACAUGUUUCACCCGGAGGAAGUGGAAGGGUGGCCGCUAGAAGAAUAUGACUUAGGCCAGAUUUCCGGAGUGGAUGUCGAUAGGUCUGGCAACCCAAUAAUUUUUCACAGGGGCACAGUCAUUUGGGAUGCUGGAUCAUUCAAUGAAACGAACCAUUAUCAAAGGCAAGAAGAAGGUCCUAUUGAGGAAGACACGAUGGUGGUUCUGGAUGGGAAAACUGGUCAAAUGCUUGCAUCUUGGGGUGGAAAUCUAUUUUAUAUGCCUCACGGAAUCACUAUUGAUCACAACAGUAGCAUUUGGGUGACUGAUGUAGCUCUUCAUCAAGUAUUCAAGUUCACGCCAGGUGCAGACAAACCAGAAUUAACCAUUGGGAAAGCAUUCCAACCUGGAACAAGCAACGAGCAUUUUUGCAAGCCAACUGAUGUUGCCGUUUCGAAAUCAGGAGUGUUUUUCGUGGCAGACGGUUAUUGCAAUUCGCGGAUCAUGAAGUACUCGAAGGAUGGGAAAUUCUUGGCCAAGUACGGAGAUGAAGGUUGGAUUUGGAUGGAGGGGAAAGGGUCUGCCCUGGCCAUUCCACACAGCCUGGCUUUGAUUGAGGAUGAAGUGCUCUGCAUUGCUGAUCGAGAACACCGGAGAAUCCUCUGCAUUAAUGCCGGACUUCAAAAUCCACAGCAGUUUGGACAGAUUGUUUCCGUCACGAAUGGUGUUGAUGUUGGCAGAGUUUUCGGGAUCACAUAUGCUAAAGGGAGAUUGUAUGCCGUGAAUGGGGCGGGGUCCUCUCCUGCACAAACACAAGGGUUGACACUGGACUGGAAAACGUCGCAAGUUGUGGACACAUGGACCUCUGGCCGAUCCUUCAUUUCGCCCCAUGACAUUGCCGUCUCUCCCAACGGUGAAGCCAUCUUUAUCAGCGAGAUUGGGCCCAACAGACUCACAAAGUUUGUCGUCACCCCCACAGCACUUUCCUCCCUCUACGACAACAGCGUGUACGAACAGUGAAGUUCAUUUAUAAUUUUCUUAUGUUCCUUUUCCCUUGUAAGUGUUUACGACUUUUCAAAAAUACUCCUCCUUCAUCAGAUUCUGACAUGUAAAUGAAACAUGGCAUACAAAUUCAAAUUAAACCCAGUCACUAUUCGAUUCAAUUGCUGAAAUAAUUACAAUAAUCCAUCCGUACCUGCCCCCAUAUGUUACACGAUCAAUAUAUUUCUUAAUGUUAUCUGUUAUUCAUCCUUAUAUCAACCAAUUUCGUAUCUACUCAUGUAUAUGCAUACAGGUGUAAUGUAUGUAAACGUGUUUAUAAACAAAAUUAUGAGUUUAAAAUUAUUUUAACGAAAUUAGGUUGUAGCGUUUCGAAAAUGUCCGGAUUCAACAUUGAAACUAAUCAAUUCUUAUGUCCACUAAUAUGUUACAAUAAAGAUUUAUGUUUGCAAUUUUAAAUGUUGAAAUGACUACAUAAAUAAAUACCACCACCAACCAA
Folsomia candida is the source of this 2101-nucleotide messenger RNA. Its product is annotated as peptidyl-alpha-hydroxyglycine alpha-amidating lyase 2. Gene Ontology annotation, biological process: peptide metabolic process. The record is from RefSeq and is a predicted model, not a curated record. Gene Ontology annotation, molecular function: catalytic activity; protein binding. The transcript is spliced from 9 exons. Bases 460 to 1623 code for a protein of 387 amino acids. NCBI's taxonomy places the organism in Eukaryota, Metazoa, Arthropoda, Collembola, Entomobryomorpha, Isotomidae. Gene Ontology annotation, cellular component: membrane; extracellular region.